This is a messenger RNA of Penicillium argentinense, 225 nucleotides long. RefSeq lists its product as uncharacterized. The coding region runs from base 1 to 225 and encodes 74 amino acids. The record is from RefSeq and is a predicted model, not a curated record. Lineage: Eukaryota; Fungi; Ascomycota; Eurotiomycetes; Eurotiales; Aspergillaceae. The transcript is spliced from 2 exons.
AUGGCCAUUGCAUGCGCGGCGCUGGCCAUUCUGGGAUAUCUCGUCAUUCCGACUUCUCCGCAGCCCAAGAUUGACGAUGCCCUUGGUUUCUGGCAACGAUUGGACCUGCUUGGGGCCUCCACCGGUGUGACCGGACUGAUCCUGAUCAAUUUCACCUGGAACCAAGCUGCACUGUUUAUGGAGGUGAUCAAGGGAGACUCUCUCCUUCUCGCCACAGCCAAGUAG